Messenger RNA from Linnemannia hyalina, 5697 nucleotides. The record is from the annotation of a GenBank genome assembly. Lineage: Eukaryota; Fungi; Mortierellomycota; Mortierellomycetes; Mortierellales; Mortierellaceae.
AUGACGACCAGGCUCGAUCGCCUAGUGCUGCUCCUGGAAACCGGGUCAACAGCUGCAGUCCGCGCGACUGCUGCUCAGCAACUCGGAGAUAUUCAGAAACAGUACCCUUCAGAACUAUUCAAUCUGCUUUCAAGGGUGCUUGUACAUCUCAGAAGCAAAAGUUGGGAUACCAGGAUUGCAGCUGGACAAGCAUUGGAGGCCAUUGUCGGGAAUGUGCCUCAGUGGGAUCCAUCAGCUGGUGAGAACCUCUUUGUCAAACGAAACAAUAACGUAACGUUUAUCAGUUAUCCAGAAGUAAAGCUAGAGGAUGGAGCAGCCGAGAACAAAACCUCUUCGACAGAAAUGCCAAAUUUCGACCGGUUGUCCUUCUCCAGCUUUGACAUUAGCCAGGUGCUUCAAAACGGCAAGUUGCUUCUGGGCUCCGCAGGAAAGGAAUACGACCUCGAUUUGAGCGAUCUGGAUCCAGCUGAACGGUUGGCGAUCCAGCGAAAAAACCUGAGCGCCAACCUAGGACUUAUGACCUCUCAGUUUAUGGAUGUUGAUCUCGUUGACGAGUCGGAUAUCUCAGCACCAAAAGCAUCACCGGCUUCAGUAAAGAAGGAAGAGUCUCCUACGCCAGCGUCGUCCGCAUCAUUGACUGGACCAAAACAGCCACUCGCCUCCCCUGCGAUUCAAAAUGACGCCGAUACGGAUGGACUCAGCGCACGCGAGAGAAACAAGCUGAAACGGCGGGCAAAAACGGAUUUGAAGUUCAAAGGAAAAGACAAGGUCCGUGUUAUCGAUCUCGCAGGAAGACGCAAGGGACCAGAGACUCCGGGAACACCAGCAACACCAGGUGCCGGCGCAGAAGGACAGGAUGGCGGGUACUUUGAUAUCACUCCUCAGUCUGACGGAAACAAAGUGGUAGUGGAGGCCAAACUCCCCGUUCAAUCGGUUUUGGAGACUUCCACCGAGUGGCCAUUCGAGAGCAUCUGUGAUAUUCUCUGCAUGGAUCUUUUUGAUCCCAGCUGGGAAGUUCGUCACGGAGCAGGAAUCGGUCUCCGAGAUAUUCUGAAGGUGCAAGGCAGCGGAGCAGGACGGAUCGUUGGAUGUACCAAGGCGGAGAACGACGUCCGACAUAACGAAUGGCUUGAGGACUUGGCUAUUCGCCUUCUCUGCGUGUUUUCGCUGGAUCGUUUCGGAGACUUUGUUUCUGAUCAGGUCGUCGCCCCAGUGAGAGAGACUUGCUCGCAAACGCUGGGAGCUUUGAUGAGACACAUGUCCGACGAAGGAGUGAAGAGCACGCUUGGAGUCGUGAUGCGACUCAUCUACCAGGCUGACGUCUUUGAGGAGGGCAUGGACCGUGAUUACAUUUGGGAGGUGAGGCACGCUGGAUUGCUUGGACUCAAAUACGCCGUCGCUGUCCGGAAAGAUUUGCUGGACAACAAUUCAGCGUAUGCCACCGAGAUGCUUGAGAAUGUUGUCAAGGCAGUUGUUCUUGGCCUGCAAGACGAAGAUGACGACGUCCGAGCUGUGUCUGCGUCGACCCUUAUACCCAUUUCGUCCAACUUUGUCAAUAAGUUGCCACAUCGUAUUCCCGAUGUUGUCAAUGUCCUCUGGGACUGCUUGGCUAUCUUGAAGGACGAUUUGACAGCGUCCACCGCCAGUGUCAUGGACCUCUUGGCCAACUUGUUCACUUUCCAGAGUGUGCUCGACUUUAUGAUUCAGCCUCAGGACGAAAGUGUCCGGACAUCCGUUCUGAACGCCAUGCUGACCUUCUUGAAGCUCAAGACCAUCUCAGAGUGGGUCGACGAGAAGGUGGUACGUAUGGUCUAUCAAAACUUGAUUGUUGAGGAAAAGAAGGACAUCCUUGAACUGUCGCUUAGAGUGAUGACUGCCUUGAUCACACAUAUGGCUUCAGUCGAGUCCGCUGCCUCGAUUACGUCCGUCGUGAGUCCUCAUUUGCAAUCCAUGUUCGCUUUACUGUUGACGCCGAUCGGAACGCCACUUGAGACUCGCCUGUUUUACUCACCCACCGGUCAGGGGGUGGUUACUCUUGUCGCCACAACUCCAGCUCGAGGUCGCAAGGCACAGUCGGCACAAACGCACUCGCACAAUGUCGAUAUCGGAAUGUUGAAGCAGGAUCUAGCUCUUGUCUCAAUAGCAUCUGUGAUCCGGUGCCGUCUCACUGCAAGUAAGGCUUUGGGACUUGUCAUGGCUAGCUGGCCGGACGACCAACUGGAGGGCUCGUUUUGGCAUCUCCUUCAGCCCAACUUCAACUCGUCCUGGGCAAUGAGACGUCAGAUGUCAUCCAACGUCGUCGCGGAGUGGGCUGCUGCUUUCAGGGAGCGUACCAGCAAAUACCCUACUGAGGCGGCCCUGCCUUUCGGAAUGUCGGCUUCGGUGGCUCUCACAGAAUGCUUGCUCUCGGAACCGCCACUCAGCUACUUCGAGAGCAUUACUGUUCUCAAAGGCAUUCGCGCCGAAAUUCAAGCUAUGCUCAACGCAUUUGUCACGGAUGGCAAGUUGCCGCAAGCCAGCAUUCCUACAUUGGCACAAGUGCCUAGUACAGGGGAUGGGGGUGAUGGAUCUGGGUUCACGAGUGAUUAUGCUCGUCACUUCGCAGCCGAGGUUGCCCCUAACUUGAUGAACCAAAUCGGCGCGCGGACGCGAAAGACUGCCAUUCCUCUGCUCACGGGUCGACAGGAAAGAGUCAUUGCGAGCAUCGGAUACUUUGAGUCGAUCAAGGAGAAGGCAGAUCUGUACGUUGCUGCAGCUGUUGGGUCUGCUGUCAUCAACCUGGGAACCUUGCCAGGAAAGCUUAAUCCCGUCAUCAACAGUGUCAUGAAGAGUGUUCGCAGCGAGGAAAACAUGGAGCUCCAGAUGCGAUCAGCGUCGACACUUGUCAGCCUUGUCAUUCUUUGCAACUCUCCCUUUUGCACUCUCCGUGUGGUACCAACUCCCAAGCUGAUCAAAAACCUGGCGCGAUAUCUCUGCGGCGACACCUCGGUUACACCUUCAUUGGACCAGGACUCUUCUUUGGAGGGCAUCUUUUCUCUCAAGAAGUCAAAGGAAGCAGCGGCGGACAGCAAGCUCGUCGGCGGGCAUGGCAUGGAGGAUGUCAAGGUUUCGGCCAAGGAUAUCAAGGAAGAGGAUAAUGAAGAGGCCAAGCUGACACGACGUGGAGCCCUCGCAGCAUUCAAGGAGUUCGCCGGACGAUUUGGACCAAGUCUCUUUACUGAAGUUCCCAAGAUCUGGGAAUGCAUCCACGCCCCUUUGACAACGGCCUUCGCCAAUGGACCUGUGACGGAACCGACAGGACUGGAGCCAGACGGUUGGCAUGAUGUCAUUGAUGCACUGGAGAUUAUCAAGACCCUUGUCCCUCACUUGCACCCUGAGCUGUACCCAUCGAUCGAGCAGCUGAUGCCUCAUAUCGCAACGGCCCUGCUCUCACCCUUCACCGUCGUUCGCCAUGCCGCCGCCAAGUGUCUUGCUGUUAUUUGCAACGUUAUCACCGUGGCUGGAAUGCACCUUGUGAUCGAUCGCGUAAUUCCCUUCCUCGGAGAUACCGCCAACGUGAUCCGUCGUCAAGGAUCCUGCGAGAUGAUCAACGAAGUUGUCCAGAUCAUGGAUGCCAAGAUCCUGCCCUAUGUGGUGUUCCUGAUUGUCCCUGUCCUCGGCCGGAUGAGUGAUCCCGACGAGCCGACUCGAUUGGUGUCAACCAACUGCUUCGCACAUCUUAUCAAGCUUGUUCCUCUCGAAGCUGGAAUUCCCGAUCCACCAGAGAUGUCAGCCGAGAUGUUGCAGCAGCGCCAAGAAGAACGCGAGUUCUUGAUGCAGCUUCUGGACAGUAAGAAACUCCAGCCAUACUCUAUCCCGAUCAAGAUCAAGGCGGAGCUGCGAAAGUACCAGCAGGAGGGUGUGAACUGGUUGGCGUUCCUCAACAAGUACCAGCUUCACGGCAUUCUCUGUGACGAUAUGGGUUUAGGCAAGACACUACAGUCCAUCUGCAUGUUGGCCAGUGACCAGCACGAUCGACAGACCAAGUUUGCGGAAACCCAGUUCCCUCAGUACGCCCACUGCCCCUCGAUCGUUGUCUGUCCGCCCACUCUGACAGGACACUGGUACCACGAGAUUCUCCAGUACACCGACAACCUCAAGCCGAUCAUGUAUACCGGAGGACCAGCAGAGAGGAAGAAGCUGCGGGCGUCGAUCCCCAAGCACGACGUUGUCAUCAUGUCUUACGACGUGGUCCGUAACGAUAUCGAGGACUUGGAGAAGAUCCACUGGAACUACUGUAUUCUGGACGAGGGUCAUAUCAUCAAAAACGGGCGCACCAAGAUCACUAAGGCAGUCAAGAUGGUCCGCGCCAAUCACAGAGUGAUCCUGUCAGGAACUCCUAUCCAGAACAACGUGCUUGAGCUCUGGUCGCUGUUUGAUUUCCUGAUGCCUGGGUUCUUGGGUACCGAGAAGCAGUUCAACGAUCGUUUCGGCAAGCCUAUUAUCGCCAGUCGUGAUAGCAAGAGCUCCUCGCGAGAGCAGGAAGCCGGCGUGUUGGCGUUGGAGGCGUUGCACAAGCAAGUGCUUCCGUUCCUGUUGCGUCGUUUGAAGGAAGAUGUGUUGAGCGAUUUGCCACCCAAGAUUAUUCAGGACUACUACUGCGAGCUGAGCGACCUGCAGAAGCAGCUGUACGAGGAGUUCUCGAAAUCGCAGCUCAAGCACGAGAUGGAGGAGGAACUCACGGAGGAGACAAAGUCAGAUCCACCCCAGAAAGCGACUCAUAUCUUCCAGGCACUCCAGUACCUCCGAAAGCUCUGCAACCACCCGCUCCUGGUUGUGAACGAGAAGCACCCCGAGUACAAGCGCGUGAUGAAGCAGCUCAAGGCGCAGAACCAGUCGAUCCACGACAUUGGAUUUGCACCCAAGUUGCAGGCGCUGAAGCAAUUGUUGAUCGAUUGUGGCAUUGGUUCCAAGCCGAGUUCGGAAUCUGCGGCGGAUAUUGAGGCAUCGUUGAUCCACGGAGGAGGCUCGGCAGUGAGCCAGCAUCGCGCAUUGAUCUUCUGCCAGCAGAAGGCGAUGCUCGACAUUAUCGAGAACGACCUGUUACGGCCGCUCCUACCGACUGUCUCGUACAUGCGUAUGGAUGGUGCGGUGGACUCUUCGAGACGUCAUGGAAUUGUUCAAAAGUUCAAUGCAGAUCCGUCAAUCGAUCUCUUGCUUCUGACGACGCACGUCGGAGGACUUGGACUGAACUUGACAGGAGCUGAUACGGUCAUCUUUGUGGAGCACGAUUGGAACCCGAUGAAGGACCUGCAGGCUAUGGACCGUGCCCAUCGAUUGGGCCAGAAGAAGGUCGUCAACGUGUACCGUCUCAUUACCAAGGGAACCCUUGAGGAGAAGAUCAUGGGAUUGCAAAAGUUCAAGAUGAACAUUGCAAACUCGGUCGUCAACCAGCAGAACUCGGGCAUGCAGAGUAUGGGCACGGAUCAAAUCCUGGACCUCUUCCAGGUCGGUGACGAGGACUCUGAAGGCAAGAAAAAGAAGAAACUCAAGGGCAAGGACUCUGGCGGAGCUGGUGGCGCCAGCGAUGAUGGUGGAGCCGGUGGGGAUCAAAAGCUGUCGACCAAGAAUGUUCUCGAGUCGUUGGAAGGAUUGUGGGACGAGAAGCAGUAUGAGGAAGAGUACAACUUGGACUCUUUCAUCUCCAGUUUGAAGUAG